Psilocybe cubensis is the source of this 339-nucleotide messenger RNA. RefSeq lists its product as uncharacterized. The coding region runs from base 1 to 339 and encodes 112 amino acids. Gene Ontology annotation, molecular function: structural constituent of cell wall. The transcript is spliced from 5 exons. The record is from RefSeq and is a predicted model, not a curated record. Gene Ontology annotation, cellular component: fungal-type cell wall. NCBI's taxonomy places the organism in Eukaryota, Fungi, Basidiomycota, Agaricomycetes, Agaricales, Agrocybaceae.
AUGCGCGCUGCUAUCACAUUCCUUGCCCUCCCUCUCCUCGCUGCCGCCAAUGUGCUUCCCCGCGGUGGAGGUGGCGGUGGAUACCAGUGCAACACAGGCUCUCUCAAGUGCUGUGACCAUGUCGGCGACGUCAAGACACUCAGUCAAGAAUACCCAUCUCUUGUAAGCCUGUUGACUGCUACAAUUCCAAUUGAUGCAAUCGUUGGAGUCGACUGCUCUCCCCUCAGUGCCGUCAGCAUCACCAGCAACUCUUGCUCUGCCCAACCCGCGUGCUGCACCGAUAACAAAGUCAACGGUCUCGUCAACGUGCAAUGCGUUCCCGUCAACCUUAACCUCUAA